UCAGAUUGCAGCGGGAUGUUUCAUGAAAGCAUAGACCCAGAAUGAUAGGAGGACAGGAGACUGCAGCAGCUGAGCUCUGGAAGCCAGAGCUGGAUGAGGGACCUGACUGAGAGGAGGCUUGGGCAUCCGGAGCUGAAAGCUGAGCAGCAGACACCACCGGAGUCUGUGAGGGCACGACUGAGCAUGGGGCUAGCUUGCUGCUGCUCCCGCACCACUGCAGAGGCGUCCUCUCUGGAACAUGGAGACAAGGUUUUUGGACAGGGGGUUCCCAGUCCCCUGGAAGAGAUUAAGAGACUACUGAAGAUCUCCAGGGCACUGCAAGCCAGGUCUGUACCCUCCAGCCAGGAGAAGGCAAAAGGUCUUUCUGGAGAGGCUGGGCAGCCAGAGGGGAAAGGCCAAGAAAACUAUCCUGGCCCUGGGGAAGUAGAGGGUAAGGCAGAGCCAGCCAUGAGAAAGGAUGAUGUUUGCCCAGGCAUGAAAUAUAUCAGCGGAUGGUCUCUCAUGGAAGAAGCCAGGGCAGCUACACCCAAUGACUUAGCAAUGAGAAACACCAAACCAGACAAACACCACUGCUGCUGGGAAAGGGACCUGGGGAAAGGGAAAGGUGGUUCAGAGAGCAGAGCCACAUGUCCUUCCAGUCCUUGUCUGACGGUGUCCAAGAGCCCAUGCCAGGAUGGGCUGCUCUGCUUCCUGUGUCAAGACUGUCCAAAUUCCUGCCAGGCUCACACCCCGGCCCGUUGGGCGCAUGCUGUGCUCUGCUGGACAGAUAACACCAGCAUUGGCGAGGACCCUCAAGCCACCGCUACCUGGGUCAUGCGGGCCAUGGCAGCUGAAUAG
Messenger RNA from Rhinopithecus roxellana (golden snub-nosed monkey), 837 nucleotides. Its product is annotated as protein TXNRD3NB. Lineage: Eukaryota; Metazoa; Chordata; Mammalia; Primates; Cercopithecidae. The coding region runs from base 94 to 837 and encodes 247 amino acids. The record is from RefSeq and is a predicted model, not a curated record. The transcript has 6 exons.